Messenger RNA from Jaculus jaculus (lesser Egyptian jerboa), 2602 nucleotides. It is a transcript of the gene Kcna5, whose product is annotated as potassium voltage-gated channel subfamily A member 5. The coding region runs from base 287 to 2155 and encodes 622 amino acids. Gene Ontology annotation, cellular component: membrane; voltage-gated potassium channel complex. Gene Ontology annotation, molecular function: delayed rectifier potassium channel activity; protein binding. Gene Ontology annotation, biological process: potassium ion transmembrane transport; protein homooligomerization. The record is from RefSeq and is a predicted model, not a curated record. NCBI's taxonomy places the organism in Eukaryota, Metazoa, Chordata, Mammalia, Rodentia, Dipodidae. The transcript has a single exon.
CUGGUAACGGGGCUGCCAGAACCCGCGAGCGCGCGAGAGGCAGGGCGCAGGGCAGUGGCUUUUUGACGUCAGGACCAACCGAAGGGGUGGUGUGGGAGGGCAUCGUGCCAGCCAACUCAGCCCGCUCCACAGCCAGCCCGGGCCGUCGGCGCGAGAGGACCCCCCACCCAGCGAGGUGCCCAGCGAGCGUGAGUGGAAGAGUGGGGGAGCGUGGGUGGGUGGGUGCAGAGCGCGGGGACCUGCGGGCCGGGAGAGGGGCGCGCAGCAUGCCCCCUGUGCCCGGGCCAUGGAGGAGAGCAACCUGGUGCCCCUGGAGAACGGCGAUGCCAUGACCCUCAGGGGAGGGGAAACGCUGGCGGGGUGUGCGCAGACCCCCGGGGAAGAGCAUAGGUGUUCGCCCCCGACGGCCGGGCUCACCGAUGGGCACCGAGAGCCGGCGCCAAGCGGGCCAGGCUUGGAGAGGGGCUCGGAGCCCGGAGGAGGAGGAGGAGAAGGAGGAGGAGAACAGCCUUGGCCAGCAUCGCCCGGGGAGGUGCGGCAGCCUGGAAGGCGGACUCCUGAGGAUGAGGAGGGUGAAGGCAGCCUGGGCUUGGACACUCCAGAGGAGGAGGAGGAGGAAGAGAAGGACCAGGUCCCCGCGCGCGGCGGAGCUCUGCAUCACCAGCGCGUCCUCAUCAACAUCUCGGGGCUGCGCUUCGAGACCCAGCUGGGUACCCUGGCGCAGUUCCCCGAUACCCUCCUGGGGGACCCGGCCAAGCGUCUGCGCUACUUCGACCCGCUCCGGAACGAGUACUUCUUCGACCGCCACCGGCCCAGCUUCGAUGCCAUCCUGUACUACUACCAGUCCGGGGGUCGUCUGCGCAGACCCGUCAACGUCUCCCUGGAUGUCUUCGUGGAUGAAAUGCGCUUCUACCAGCUGGGCGAAGAGGCCAUGGAGCGCUUCCGGGAAGACGAGGGUUUCCUGAAGGAAGAGGAGAAGCCGCUGCCCAGGCGCGAGUUCCAGCGCCAGGUGUGGCUCAUCUUCGAGUACCCGGAGAGCUCGGGCUCGGCGCGGGUCAUCGCCAUCGUGUCCGUCGUGGUCAUCCUCAUCUCCAUCGUCACCUUCUGCCUGGAGACGCUGCCGGAGCUCAGGGACGAGCGCGAGCUGCUGCGGCACCCACCGGGGCCUCGCCGUCCUCCCGAGCCAACCCCGGGGGCCAAUGGCAGCGUGGGCAGCAGCUCCCUUCCUUCUGCCCCCACGGUGGCGCCUCUCCUGCGCAGGACCCUGGUGGACCCUUUCUUCAUUGUGGAGACCACGUGCGUCAUCUGGUUCACGUUCGAGCUGCUGGUGCGCUUCUCCGCCUGCCCCAGCAAGCCGGCCUUCUUCCGGAACAUCAUGAACAUCAUUGACCUGGUGGCCAUCUUCCCUUACUUCAUCACCUUGGGCACCGAGCUGGCGCAGCGACACGAGCCCGUGAGCGCAGGCGCCGGCCAGAACGGGCAGCAGCAGGCCAUGUCCCUGGCCAUCCUCAGGGUCAUCCGCCUGGUCCGGGUGUUCCGCAUCUUCAAGCUCUCUCGUCACUCCAAGGGGCUGCAGAUCCUGGGCAAGACCUUGCAGGCGUCCAUGAGGGAGCUGGGGCUGCUCAUCUUCUUCCUCUUCAUCGGAGUCAUCCUCUUCUCCAGCGCCGUCUACUUCGCCGAGGCCGACAGCCAGGGCUCCCACUUCUCCAGCAUCCCCGAUGCCUUCUGGUGGGCGGUGGUCACCAUGACCACCGUGGGCUACGGAGACAUGAGGCCCAUCACGGUGGGGGGCAAGAUCGUGGGCUCGCUGUGCGCCAUCGCCGGGGUCCUCACCAUCGCCCUGCCCGUUCCUGUCAUCGUGUCCAACUUCAAUUAUUUCUAUCACCGAGAGACCGACCACGAGGAGCAGGCCGCCCUGAAGGGGGAGCCAGCGAGCCAGAGGAGGGGGUCUGGACUGGACACGAUAGGCCAGCGGAAGGCCAGCUGGAACAAGGCUUCCUUCUGCAAGGCGGGGGCAUCUCUGGACAAUUCAGACAGCACCAGAAGGGGUAGCUGUCCCUUAGAGAAGUGUAACCUCAAAGCCAAGAGCAACGUUGACUUGCGGACGUCCUUGUAUGCCCUGUGUCUGGACACCAGCAAGGAAACUGACUUGUAAACAGAGACCUGGGCUAAUUGGUGGCAAUGGGGGUGCAGUGGUGGGCACCCCGUACCUCCCGAGCCUGGGUAUCUACCUUAUACCACAGAGUAUUUCAAGCCCACCUGGUCACCAAUGUUUGUCUCUCUCCUUUCCAACCUUCUGCUCUUUAAUCUCCCAUUUUCCCUCUCCCUCACACCCCCACCCAUGGCUCCAGGGUUGCCUAUUUUUAAAAAGUACUACAUUCCAUGACGCAGCAGGAGCUGCUGAAAUAGUGAGCGCUGUGAGAUGGAUGGGUUUGUAGCCCGUUUUCUAGACCCAGCAGCAGAGGGAUAACCCAAACAAAAAAUGACCUUAAAUAGCUCAGAUUCCAAGAGAUUUUGUAGCCUUCCCCAAUUGUGUGCUCCAAAUUUACUUUACAUGUGACUGUAUUUGUAUAGGGGCAAAUAUUAUUUUUAUGACCGGUGA